Rangifer tarandus platyrhynchus (Svalbard reindeer) is the source of this 810-nucleotide messenger RNA. Lineage: Eukaryota; Metazoa; Chordata; Mammalia; Artiodactyla; Cervidae. The record is from the annotation of a GenBank genome assembly.
AUGUGCACGCUACGCCGGGACAGGUGUGACAAGUGCGGUCGGCUGAGCAUUCGGGUUGUGUCUAUGCACGCCGAAUACGAGCGCCUUUUCUUCUCUGCAGAGAUUACGGCUGAGAGACGCGCCAGGAGCCAAUGCACGUCUAACAGGAGCGCCUCCCUCCCUGCACUGGGCCUGGGACGUCCACAAGCUGACUACUACCGACGAGUAAGCGGUUUGGCGCGGAACAUCGCGGCGGGCACAAUGUCAGCUCCUCAAAUAGAUGAGCACACGUGUCCUGGCACCGUUCCGCGUCGACUGCGCCGCCGAGGCGGCUCUUGCAGCUUCAGCAUAUAUACAUAUAUAUUUAUAUAUAUAUAUAUAUGUAUAUAUACUUGCGCGGCUGUUCUGCGGAGGCCGUCGCCCCGGAUGCCAGGCUCUCCUCGAGCGAAGUAUUUUCAGUCCCACAGCGGUGCAGUGGAUGCCCCGCCUGCGCUGGCCCGCUUGCACAGGGUCAGCCACUCCGUGCGGGACAACAUCCUGUGUCGUCCUCGUAAACGCGAGGCGCCGCCUGCUUAUGGUCGCCGCUCGACAGUACCGCGGUAUCGCAGUGAAAUGCGCUGCUCAGUAACGUCCUUCGACGGGCACAGGAUUACGGAACUAGACGAGAUUGCCGCAGGUGCAACGGAAGUUUCUAGCGUUAGGUCUCAGUUUACCUGGCUCAUCGAAAUUCACAAGGCAUGCCGACGUGACCUGGCGUCAUCGACAUUAAAAUGCCGUCAGCAAGAGUCGACUGGGGAGCCGACACACAGAUAUUUUUUCAGCAGGCGCUAA